AUGUCUGAUCUGGGGGAAGGUGGCAGUGCGUGGGCGAAGGGCGGCAUGAGCGGGAGCCAGGAUGACGCGGGUGGACCACGCUACACGGCUUGGGUUCUAGUGGCCACGCUGGUCGCUGUCAUUGGCGGCACCUUUCAGUUUGGAUACAACACUGGAGUCAUCAACACGCCCCAGGAUGUGAUCGAGCAGAGCUUAUCCGGAUGUAACACAUCAGUUAACUGCAACUCAACCAUCACCACUGUGCAGUGGAGCACGGCCGUAUCCAUGUUCGCCGUGGGAGGUCUCUUUGGUGGGCUGGGGUGUGGGCCCUUCAUCAGCAUGCUUGGCCUGCGCACAACGUUUGCACUCAACAACAUCAUCUUGAUUGGCGCUGCGCUGAUGAUGGCGCUUGCACCCACCAUCAAGCUCUUCACCGCCGGCCGGUUCCUCGUCGGUCUCGGCAGCGGCGUCACAACCAGCAUGGGGAUCCAUGACGCCCUGGGCACAGUGAGCUUGUGGCGCUAUCUUCUCGGGUUCUCGCUGCUGCCCGCGUGCCUGCAACUCGCCACCAUCUUCCUUGUGCCGGAGUCGCCAAGAUGGCUCUUCCUCUCCCGCGGGCGCGAGACAGAUGCCCGACGACACCUGCGCCGGCUGCGCGGUGGUGAUGAGAGCGCAGUCGAAGGCGAGAUGCAACGGAUGCAGCAAGAACAGGACGCACAGGCGGCAAUUGAGGUGCUGGGCGUGUUUGAGCUGCUACGAACACGGUCAUUGUGGAAGACGCUUGUGAUUGGCAUUACGCUGCAGGCGUGCCAGCAGCUCUCCGGCAUCAACGCAAUCUUCUACUACUCGAGCUCCAUCUUCAAGGACGCGAACGUCAACAACGGCGACGUGGCAACCGCCAUCGCUGGCGUUGUGAAUGUGGUGAUGACCGUGGUGUCUGUUGUGCUGAUUGACCGGCUCGGGCGGCGGCCGCUGCUGCUGUUUGGUCUCUUCGGUAUGGCGGCCUCCUACGCCCUCCUCACAGUGUCCGUGUACACGGAGGACAAGGCGAGCUUCAUGUCGAACAUCAGCGUCCUCUCUGUCAUCCUCGUCAUCGUUUGCUUCGCUGUAGGGCCCGGUGGCAUUCCCUGGCUCAUGGCCGCUGAGCUGUUUCCUGCGCAGGCCACUACCUCCGCCAUGUCGCUGUGCGUCGCGUGCAACUGGAUCUUCAACUUUGUUGUUGGCAUUUCCUUCACGCCACUCCAGAAAGCCAUUGGCCACAAUGUUUUCAUUCCCUUUAUUGUCCUCUGCUCUUUGUUCGGCCUCUUUGUUCUCGUGUUCGUGCCAGAGACGAAAGGCAAGACCAUUGACCAGAUCCAGCAUGAGCUGAAUCCGCACACGCGCAAGGUUGAGCAGACUGUACAGGUGGACCAGUAG
Molecule: messenger RNA, 1395 nt
Organism: Salpingoeca rosetta
Lineage: Eukaryota; Choanoflagellata; Craspedida; Salpingoecidae
Exons: 13
Coding region: 1-1395 (464 amino acids)
Biological process (GO): monosaccharide transmembrane transport
Cellular component (GO): membrane
Molecular function (GO): hexose transmembrane transporter activity
Source: RefSeq, a predicted model, not a curated record